Messenger RNA from Labrus mixtus (cuckoo wrasse), 1839 nucleotides. Its product is annotated as melatonin receptor type 1C-like. The record is from RefSeq and is a predicted model, not a curated record. The transcript is spliced from 2 exons. Gene Ontology annotation, cellular component: membrane. Gene Ontology annotation, biological process: G protein-coupled receptor signaling pathway. Gene Ontology annotation, molecular function: melatonin receptor activity. Lineage: Eukaryota; Metazoa; Chordata; Actinopteri; Labriformes; Labridae. Bases 284 to 1345 code for a protein of 353 amino acids.
GAGGACGACACUUGAGCUCCUGGCAUCUUUGCCACCUCCAAAAUUAACCUUUUGUAUUUCCUGCGUGCGUUAAAUCAAUCCAUCUGCUUACUAUCAUGUCAUGGUUUGCGUCUUCCUCCUCGGGCGGAGGAGAAGAAGGAGGAGGAGUAGUGAGGUUUCGUCUCUCAAAAAGUUCAAGACUCCCUCCAGUAGAAUCCUUUUGAAUUCUUUAGGUCUGUGUUUUUUUCCCCCCUUGCUGGACAUUGGAGUAUUUCCGCCGAUGAGCCGCGCACCCUGAGGGGAGAUGGAUUUGGAGGUGAAGGGUGUGAAUGGGUCGACCUGUUUGUCCCAGAAUGAGAGCGAGUGCGGACUGAGCGCGUCUCCAGCCGGAGUGCCCACUGCGCUGGCCAGCGUGCUGAUCUUCACCAUCGUGGUGGACAUUCUGGGAAAUGUCCUCGUCAUCCUGUCUGUGUUUAGGAAUAAAAAGCUGAGGAAUGCAGGGAACAUCUUUGUGGUGAGUUUGUCCGUAGCCGACCUGGUGGUGGCCUUGUACCCAUACCCUCUGGUCCUGACUGCCAUCUUCCACAAUGACUGGACCAUGGGAGACCUUCACUGUCAGGCCAGCGGCUUCAUCAUGGGCCUGAGCGUCAUUGGCUCCAUCUUCAACAUAACAGCCAUCGCCAUCAACCGCUACUGCUACAUCUGCCACAGCCUCCACUACGACCGCCUGUACAGCCUGAGAAACACCUGCUGUUACCUUGGCCUCACCUGGCUUCUCACUGCAAUCGCCACAGUGCCAAACUUCUUUGUCGGGUCGUUGCAGUACGAUCCACGUAUCUACUCCUGCACUUUCGCGCAGACGGUCAGCUCAUACUACACCAUAUCAGUGGUGGUUAUUCACUUCUUGAUCCCACUGCUGGUGGUGUCCUACUGCUACAUGAGGAUAUGGGUGCUGGUUAUACAAGUGAAACAUCGCGUUAAACCAGAGCAAAGGACAAAACUGACACCGAGCGAUGUGAGGAACUUUCUGACUAUGUUUAUGGUGUUUGUGUUGUUUGCGGUAUGCUGGGCUCCGCUUAAUCUUAUUGGCCUAGCUGUAGCUAUAAACCCUGGAAAAGUAGCACCUCACAUACCUGAGUGGCUCUUUGUCACAAGUUACUUCAUGGCAUACUUCAACAGCUGUCUAAAUGCCAUCAUAUACGGACUUCUUAACCAAAACUUCCGUAAAGAAUACAAGACAAUUCUUCUGGCUGUUUGCCUCCCGCGUUUGCUCCUCAUAGAGACCUCCCGGUGUGCCACAGAGGGACUGAAGAGCAAGCCUUCACCAGCUGUGACAAACAAUAACUUUGCAGAGAUUAAUGUAUAAACCAGUGUUUUACCAGUAAACUUAGAUAGAGUUUCUCUGGAGCCUCUUGGAGGAAGUGUGAAAUGUCAUCCACGGAGUGCCUUCUUCACAAGACGUGUACCUUUGUCUAGUUGUAAAGAUGUAAUAAUGAGGACACUGCAGCAGUCAUAUUGCUUUCUGUAAUGUCAGACUGGUCCCUCAGGUGGAGAAGAAAUGUAUCACUGGUGUGACAAGAACAUACUGUGCUUAAGUGUCAGUGUUCCUGCAUUCUCCAACAAACUGGUUAACAAAGAAAAAAUAAUUAAACUCAUAGUCAAGGAAACCCGCUUGGACCUCGAGGAACUUCAGCACUGAGAAGUGGUCUUAGCCAUUCCGACAUCAACCACUGGUUUGUGGUGUACCAGCUUAAAAAAAUCAAUUCUGUCAUGUUAGAUGUUGUCGUUCACUGUAGCUAGAAUAUUAAAUCUAGAGGGUGCUGCUGAUGGCCUGGUGCUUUUUUUUACUCAAAGUUUGCC